Encephalitozoon cuniculi GB-M1 is the source of this 597-nucleotide messenger RNA. RefSeq lists its product as uncharacterized. The record is from RefSeq and is marked provisional. Bases 1 to 597 code for a protein of 198 amino acids. The transcript has a single exon. NCBI's taxonomy places the organism in Eukaryota, Fungi, Microsporidia, Unikaryonidae.
AUGCUUGAGUUUAUGAAGGAUGGGGAGGUGAUCCACACCGAGGAGCUCCAGAACGUGGAUCCGCUGACGUUGGAAACCUACGAGGAGCUUCUGUCAAGUACUGGGUCUGUUGUAUUUUGCAUUCUUGUGUGUGAAAAUACCAAGCACGUGUACUUGGCAAGCAGUAUUGUUAAUAUGAGGUAUACGGUUUCUGGAACAAUCCGAAUAUAUAAAUUGAGGGAUCCGUCGACCAGAAACGAGGUCAAGGACAUCCUGUACUUUGAAGUUGUUCGGAACCCUCUGUAUCUGAGGAUACUUAGGGACAUCCAGAAGAGCAAUCUCCUGCGAGGAAAGGAGGAGACCGGGAAUGGAGCGAAGGACGGUGUACCGAGCUCUAAGGAGUGCGGGUCUGUUGUGAGGGCAAUGUUCAUAGGAAACGAGAUUGAUCUGGUGUGCAACACGGAUCUUCAGAAGAAGGUGUUUCUGAAUGGAGAAAAGGGGGGGUCAUUUGCCAAUACACUUCUUGGGGGAGUUGUGUUUUUCCUGUCCUUUAUUCUGCUAUUUUUCUUCAUGGUGUGUUUUUUCUACAUCCUGCUAAGAUUUGUGCUGCUCAUAUGA